This is a messenger RNA of Solanum verrucosum, 1950 nucleotides long. RefSeq lists its product as uncharacterized. Gene Ontology annotation, cellular component: plastid. The transcript is spliced from 12 exons. The coding region runs from base 80 to 1666 and encodes 528 amino acids. The record is from RefSeq and is a predicted model, not a curated record. Lineage: Eukaryota; Viridiplantae; Streptophyta; Magnoliopsida; Solanales; Solanaceae.
UCUUUAAACAACCAGUGUCAAUCACCCACAAUUAUAAAAAAAACUACACAAAAUUUCAACUUACAGUGAGUUUACUUCAAUGGCGACUCAGUAUAAUCUUUCGUUAAUCAUCAAGAAUCCAUCAAAUGAAGCUGAAUUUCUGCUUGUUAAACAAAACCCACCUCCUAAAUUCAACGAUCCUGAAUAUGAUUCUUUUUCCGAUUCCCCUUUAUGGGAUUUGCCUUCUUCACCAUUGUUACCUCUUGAUUCUCCUUCAGAUAAUCAAUUUUCCAUACAAGUCCCUGAAUCUUGCUCAGAUGAGGUUGAUUUAAGUAAAUUUGAUCUUAAUUCAGCGAUUCAUAAGGUUCUAGAGCAAGUGGAAUUAGAGGAUAUCCCAGUCGAGUGGAAAUUCAUGAAGUAUGUACAGGAGCCUGAAUUUGGACCAGGAUUGCCAGUAAAGACGGUCUACAUCAUUGGAACUUUGGGUCCUAAAAAUGGAAAAUUAAAGGAUGUUGAGCUCUGCAAGUGGAUGACCACUGAGGGAUGCAUUAGUAUGCUUGCUGAAGUGAAGCCUUGCAGUGACCGUGUAGGAUCAAUGGUGGUUGUUGGUCUUCUGAAUGAUUCAACAAAAUCUGGGACAUGGAAAAUUCCUCCCACCUUGAAAUGUCAGGAGUACCCUCUUGGUGUUAAAAUUAUACCAAUGGAAAGUAGAACAGCUAAGCCUUUUCGUACCACAAACUUAAUUGUUUUCCUGCCUGAAGGUAAUGCUAGUGAGCGUGAUGAUGGUUUUAUCGCUCAUGGGGAAGCACUCAUAGUAGAUCCAGGAUGCAAGUCUGCUUCAUAUGAACAGCUCAAGGAAAUCAUUGCUGCUUUGCCGAGAAAACUAGUCGUCUUUGUGACACAUCAUCAUAAUGAUCAUGUUGAUGGUCUUUCAGUAGUCCAGAAGUACAGUCCUGAUGCUCGUCUUUUGGCUCAUGAAAAUACGAUUCGUCGAAUUAGAAAAGAUGAUUGGUCUCUCCCAUAUGUUUCAGUUUCUGGAUCUGAGGAAAUUUGCAUUGGCAAUCAGAAAUUAAGAAUUAUCUUAGCACCGGGACAUACAGAUGGACAUAUGGCACUGCUUCAUGUUAGUACAAACUCGUUGAUCGUAGGGGAUCAUUGUGUGGGCCAAGGAAGUGCUCUCUUAGAUAGCGCGUCUGGUGGAAAUAUGCAGGAUUACUUUCAGACAACAUACAAAUUCAUUGAGCUCUCUCCUCAUGCUUUGAUUCCAAUGCAUGGAAGAACUAAUAUGUGGCCAAAACACAUGCUCUGUGGGUAUCUCAAAAACCGGAGACAUAGAGAAUCAACCAUCUUAAUGGCCAUAGAGAAUGGUGCCAAAACAUUGUAUGACAUAGUUGCUUACACUUAUGCCGAUGUUGACCGAAGCCUUUGGUUUUAUGCCUCAUUAAAUGUGAGACUCCACGUGGAUCAUCUAGCAGUCCAGAAUAAAUUACCAAGUGAUUUUUCAAUCCAAAAUUUUCAGGCAAGUUGUGGGCUGCGUUUCCUUUUUAGGUGGGUAUUAGAAUACUCAAGUAGUGCAUUCUCAAUAAAGCAUCACACGGUCAGAGCGGCUUUACUAGUCGGUACUGGAGCUGUGGCCAUUGGUUGCUUGGCUGUAUCAUUCUCCAGAAAAAAACAAACUUCUCUCUAGAUGAUGCAAACAACAAUUCUUGCUCUGAAAGGCAGAAUUUGUCAAGGAAGUUAAUUACCGGCUGGUUCCAGGUCAUCUUCUCUCUCACUGUACCAGAAGCUCUAGGAGAAGCGUGAAGAUGUUUACAUUGCUGUUUUUAGUAGCAAAAUAUUCAUUGAUAGUGUUGUGCGCAUAACUCGCCAUAAUUGUUCUGCAUUUCUGAUAUUUCUUUGUGAUUAAAGAAAGCGAUUGGAUCAAUUAGAAGUGUAAGACAAGAUUAGUGUUAAUUGAUCACACAACUUUUG